Ctenocephalides felis (cat flea) is the source of this 1333-nucleotide messenger RNA. RefSeq names its product transcriptional activator cubitus interruptus-like. Gene Ontology annotation, molecular function: RNA polymerase II cis-regulatory region sequence-specific DNA binding; DNA-binding transcription factor activity, RNA polymerase II-specific. Gene Ontology annotation, cellular component: nucleus. The transcript has 3 exons. NCBI's taxonomy places the organism in Eukaryota, Metazoa, Arthropoda, Insecta, Siphonaptera, Pulicidae. The record is from RefSeq and is a predicted model, not a curated record. Bases 89 to 1333 code for a protein of 414 amino acids. Gene Ontology annotation, biological process: regulation of transcription by RNA polymerase II.
GACAGGGAAAAGAUGCACAUGACCCAAAUAUUGUGCAAGUGAAAUAUUAGUGUACUUUUAACAGUGAGUGAUUUUAUAAGAUAGAACUAUGUACGUGGAUUUUUUAACUGGCAUGUGCCUCCAAGAGGAUAACCAGCAAAACUUGCAGCCUUUGCCCGGUUUCAACCAAUUUACUGACCGGUACAAUUGCGCGCCCUUAGACCAUUACAAUAUACCGCUCGAACAAUUAACCCCCAUGUCGCCGCCUGUCGAUGAUUACGGAACGUAUAACAUUCAAAUAGAUUAUUGCAAUUUAGACUCAACACCACAAGAAUUAAAUUUUUCAUCAACUUUCAUCGACACACCGGCACCGGACUCGCCACCGAACGGUGGUGUAUUCCGUUUCGCACCUGAAGACAUAGAACGCUACCACCACCAGAAUUCGACGUACAAUGACAACAAUCUUUUGAUGCAAGAUAAAACGUACUUAGACGAUGGUUCGCAAAAUUCAUUCCUAUACAAUGCCGAUUGCAUGAAUUUGCUUUCGCCGGACGAGAAAUUGUCAUUUUCGGAAGAAGAGAACGUAACUACGGACAUUGGCCAGCAGGAAGAAAUGCAAUGCAGAUGGAUGGAUUGUCAUUUAGUAUUUAGUGAUCGGCGGACGCUUGUUGGACACAUUGAAAAGACGCAUGUGAAGUGUGGAAAAGCUGAGGAGUACUCGUGCCUGUGGUUAGGAUGUCUGAGGAGCAAACGACCGUUCAAUGCGAGGUACAAGCUGCUGAUCCACAUGCGCGUCCACUCGGGAGACAAGCCGAACAAAUGUCCGUUCAAUGGUUGCGACAAGGCGUUCUCGAGGCUGGAGAACUUGAAGAUUCACCAGCGCUCCCACACUGGCGAGCGUCCGUACGGCUGCCAGUACGCCGGAUGCCGGAAGGCCUUCAGCAACAGCUCGGACCGCGCCAAACACCAGAGGACGCACUUUGACACGAAACCCUAUGCGUGUCAGGUACCCGGUUGCAGCAAAAGAUACACCGACCCUUCGAGUCUCCGCAAACACGCCAAGUUGCACGGUCUCAGGUCAGCUUCAACCUCCAACGACUCCGUCCCCGUCGAACAGAAGAAAAUUCAACCCUCGCCUGAUGAUUUUAUCCCAAAAACUUAUAUGGAAAAUAAUCUUGAAAGUACCAGCUUAGAUAUUUUAGAUGCACUCGACAUGGAUGAUGUUUCCAAUUGCCUAUUUACCAUUGAACAAGAACAGGAGGAAUAUGUUCCUUUCGAUUCCGUGAGACACUUAUUAGAUGAACAUAUAGGUUUUCUCGAUAAUGCACUGGAUUACGAUGAAGCUAUACUUUGA